This is a messenger RNA of Prunus armeniaca (apricot), 855 nucleotides long. The record is from the annotation of a GenBank genome assembly. NCBI's taxonomy places the organism in Eukaryota, Viridiplantae, Streptophyta, Magnoliopsida, Rosales, Rosaceae.
AUGACGCGUAGCCUCAGCUUCUCUCUACCCGUAACCGUCGUCGUUUUAGCCAUCGCCUACAUUUACUUCUCCACAGUCUUCAUAUUCAUAGACCGUUGGUUCGGUCUCAUGUCGUCGCCGGGCUUAUUGAACGCCACCGUUUUCACCGGCGUGGCCCUCAUGUGCGUCUUCAACUACACCAUCUCCGUCUUCAGGGAUCCGGGUCGGGUCCCCUCCACGUACAUGCCCGACGUCGAAGAUUCGGGUAACCCUAUCCACGAGAUCAAGCGCAAGGGAGGGGAUUUAAGAUAUUGCCAAAAGUGUUCUCAUUAUAAGCCAGCUCGAGCACAUCAUUGUCGUGUGUGCAAAAGAUGUGUUUUGCGAAUGGACCAUCAUUGCAUAUGGAUUAAUAAUUGCGUCGGCCAUGCAAACUAUAAGGUCUUCUUCAUCUUCGUUGUGUAUGCGGUAAUGGCAUGCGUCUAUUCCCUGGUCUUACUCAUUGGUAGCCUAACUUAUGAUCCUGAAAAAGAUGAGGAACAAACUGGAGACUCUUUUAGAACUGCAUAUGUCAUUUCUGGGCUGUUGCUAGUUCCAUUGUGUGUGGCACUGAGUGUUCUUUUAGGUUGGCAUAUCUACCUCAUUUUGCAAAACAAGACCACAAUUGAGUACCAUGAAGGAGUGAGAGCUAUGUGGCUUGCAGAGAAAGGAGGGCAAAUCUAUUCCCAUCCAUACGAUCUUGGUGCCUAUGAAAAUUUGACAGUGGUACUUGGUCCAAAUCCCUGCAGUUGGGCACUCCCUGCAUCGGGACAUAUUGGAUCUGGACUCCGCUUCCGUACAGCCUAUGAUUAUGCUUCUGCUGCAUCAAUGUCAGAAUGA